AUGCCGGGCCUUACACGACGAGCAAUUGUUAUACAGAAUACAGUUAAGGAAAUGACAAGUGUAACCCAUCUUCUGGACGCCAUUGAUCUACGUUACGAUUUUAUCGUAAACAAAUUCGACCAAGUUAAAGAACCACAAUGUGAAGCAUUUAAACAACAAAUACAAAAUGAAACGAAAACAUGUAAUUUGAAAAAUGUUGACAAUAUUUGGUUUAUUGCUGCGGAAAGUGUUCCAGAAUUUGAUUGGCUACAGAUGAUGAAUGCAUGGGUUCCGAACAAUACACAGUAA
Molecule: messenger RNA, 288 nt
Organism: Didymodactylos carnosus
Lineage: Eukaryota; Metazoa; Rotifera; Eurotatoria; Philodinida; Philodinidae
Source: the annotation of a GenBank genome assembly